Molecule: messenger RNA, 3061 nt
Organism: Amaranthus tricolor (Joseph's coat)
Lineage: Eukaryota; Viridiplantae; Streptophyta; Magnoliopsida; Caryophyllales; Amaranthaceae
Product: 4-coumarate--CoA ligase-like 1
Exons: 6
Coding region: 1245-2915 (556 amino acids)
Biological process (GO): fatty-acyl-CoA biosynthetic process
Molecular function (GO): long-chain fatty acid-CoA ligase activity
Source: RefSeq, a predicted model, not a curated record
CAGCACGCAAUCUUCUAUUGCCCCAAGCAAGUCAUUUGUACGAGCUUUUCGUAAAUUUCCAAUCACCAUGUAUUUGGCAUUCUGUCAACCUCCUUCCACGAGAGCGACAUCUUCAGAAGCUUCCAUAUACACCCACAUGUCCCUUUAUAUGGUGUUAGCUACUUUUAAGUCAUUUUGAGUGAAUUGUAAAUUUAAAAGGCAAAUUACGGUAUAAUGAUACUGGUUUAUGAAUGAUCCAUUUUUAAGUAGUUUUAUCUCAUAAUGAAUGACAAAUGACAAAGUAAUAGAUUCAGACAACUUCCAUAUUGUGCUAAUGACAAAACAGGGGAGCAUGUAUCAUCAUGUAUUGACCAAAUACUAUUGACCCAAAUAGGAAACUGAUCAAUGACAGAUAAGGACUGACACAAAUAUUAAUGAAUAGUUGAUGUAUUUCCAUUGUAUGGAUGGUAAUAAAAGAAAAAAUAAUGUGUGAUGAGAAUUAAAGAAAAGUGUGGACAUUUAUUGGACAAGACAAAAAUACAAAGUGUAGCUAAUUUAAAGGAAUAGAGGAACUAGUUUAUUAGCCUUUUCAUGUAACUCAACCUUUAGAAACCUAACUUUGCAUAUUGAUUAGGCUCAUCAAAUUAUAUGCACUUGUUAUAUAGUGAAGCUACCAAGGGUCAAUCGAAAACAACCCUUUCGUCAUUAAUAACAGGAUAAAGUUGCUUACUGUAAGAUCGUCCUAAAAGCCCAAGUAAUAGCCCUAAAAAUACUUGGAUCAUUUCGAUUCAUUUGAAUUUGAACUUUAUUUUAUAGAACAUUUUUUGUAUGAGAUCGUCUCUCAGAAAGAAAGGUCCAUACAAGGAGUCUAAAUUUAAAAAACUUAAACUAUUCUAAACAAUUAGAGUGAGUAUUUAAAAUACUAAAAUAGAUGUUUUAUCCAAUUUAGUUGGACUAUUUACUCCUAUUUUAAAUUCCCGCAUUGUAAUAACGUUUUAACAGAAAAUACGUGUAUAUUUUAUGUAUCAAAGUGAUAAAGCUAUUGUAUCAUUUUCUGUAGUAUCGUUUUCUCAUUUCAAUUAAUAGCCCUAAAAUUGUGAUUCAACCAAAUAAUAAAAGCAGUUAACAAACUCACACUCUUUAUACGUAGUCAUACCAUACAUCCUUUCAACCUAAUGUCUACCAAUUUAUACUAGCAACCUUUUUUUCCCCUUUAAAAUCCCAUUUUUCAAUUUAUUUUCCAAUGCUCGUAAACUCGAAAAAAAAUGGGAACCGAUGUAUCAAACCAAGUCCCCUUAGAAGAAGAAAUAAUUUUCCGAAGCAGGUUUAGUCCGGUUCCUAUACCAGACAAUCUUAGCUUACCGGAUUUUGUGCUACAAGACGCAGAGUUAUACUCUGACAAUGUAGCAUUUGUCGAUGCAUCAACCGGGAAAAAGUAUACGUAUGGACAAGUAGCAAAGGACACAAAUAGGUUUGCUAGGGCCUUAAGAUCACUUGGCUUAAGGAAAGGGCAUGUUGUUAUAGUUGUCCUUCCAAAUGUACCAGAAUAUGGUAUAGUUGCUUUAGGCAUUAUGGCAGCUGGUGGUGUAUUUUCUGGUGCAAAUCCUGCAGCACAUGCUUCAGAAAUAAGCACACAAGCUGAGGCAGCUGAUGCUAAGCUUAUUGUCACAAUUGGUACCAUAUAUGACAAGGUAAAGGAUAUAAGCCUACCAAAAAUCAUCCUAGGAGAAGAAAAAAUACAAGAAAAUGCAGGAGCAAUCUAUUGGGAAGAACUUCUAAUUGCAGCAGACAAAACAAACAUAAACUUAAUCUCAGAACCAAUUCAGCAAACUGAUCUUUGUGCACUUCCAUUUUCAUCAGGAACAACAGGAUUAUCAAAGGGAGUUAUGCUAACACAUAGAAACAUAGUAGCAAAUCUAUGUUCAACCCUUUUUAGUGUAUCCCCUGAAAUGAUAGGAAAAGUUACUAUUUUAGGACUUAUGCCCUUCUUUCAUAUAUAUGGGAUUGCUGGAAUAUGUUGUUCUACCCUUAGAAAUAAGGGUAAGGUGGUUGUUAUGGGAAGGUAUGAAUUAAGGACAUUUUUACAUGCCCUUAUAAGUCAUGAGAUUAAUUUUGCACCAAUUGUUCCACCAAUUAUUUUGGCUUUGGUUAAAAAUCCUAUUGUGGAUGAGUUUGAUCUUACUAAGCUUAAACUUAAAGCUAUUAUGACUGCUGCUGCUCCUUUAGCUCCUGAAAUUCUUAACUCUUUUGAGAAAAAAUUCCCUGGUGUUCAAGUACAAGAGGCAUAUGGAUUGACAGAGCAUAGUUGCAUAACACUAACACAUGCUGCACCAAGUGAAGAUCAUGGUGGAACUGCCAAGAGGAAUUCAGUAGGGUUCAUCCUACCAAAUAUAGAGGUUAAAUUCAUUGAUCCUGAUACAUCUCGAUCCCUACCUAAGAAUACGCCUGGUGAAAUUUGUGUAAGAAGCCAAUGUGUCAUGCAAGGUUACUAUAAGAAUGAUGAAGCAACUCACCAAACUGUGGAUAAAUAUGGGUGGCUUCAUACGGGAGAUAUUGGAUAUAUUGAUGAUGAUGGAGAUAUUUUUAUUGUGGAUCGCAUCAAAGAAUUGAUUAAAUUCAAAGGCUUUCAAGUUGCUCCUGCAGAAUUAGAAGCUAUCCUUCUCUCGCACCCUUCAAUUGAAGAUGGAGCUGUUAUCCCGCUGCCAGAUGAAGAUGCAGGAGAAGUACCAGCAGCAUGUGUAGUAAUAAAUAAAAAUGCUAAAGAAACUGAAGAAGAUAUAAUGAAUUAUGUUGCAUCAAAUGUGUCCAGUUAUAAGAGAUUAAGAUCUGUUUAUUUCAUGGAAUCAAUCCCAAAAUCUCCAUCUGGCAAAAUCAUGAGGAGGAUUCUCAAGGAUAAAAUCACUCAGAUGAUCAAGGCUGAUGUGAAACAAGUUUAAUAUUAUGCACAAUAAUAACAAUUUUACUCCUUUUUUUCAAGUAUUGUAAUUGAUAUUAGUGUUUUUUUAAAUAAAAAAGUUGAAUUCUUUGUUGUAUUACUCCAUAAUGUAAGGUAUGCUAAUUUCAUAAACACAAAUUCUUUUGA